AUGUCCCCCGCGCCGUCCACAGUAAUGAUCCAGGCCUCGACCUCGACCUUGGCCUCGGCUGGCGUCGCCACAGCCGCCCCAGGCCUUGCCCCAGAACCCCACCCAACACCAUGCACCUGCCCCCUGCCGCCGCUCCCGCGCCUAACGUACACCUGCACACGGCGGCAGUACGACGAGUGGGACCGCGCGAUGACAGGCUACCUGUUCUUCGUGGGCGCGCGCGGCAUCCUCAGCGGGCGCAGGCGCGAGCCGUACCGCCGCGGGUCGAGCCGCACAGGGCACGCGGACCACGACGUCAUCUACCCGCCCGACGAGGUGGCCGGUGACGCGAUGCCGCGCCCCGACGCCCGCGUGCAGGACGCGCUGGUGUGGACGGCCGCCAUGAGCGCCGAGUGGAAGUCGUGGGAGUGGCGCGAGAGCAAGGCCCGCGGCGUCAUACUCGCCACUAUUGAUGUGCCGAUCUGGAAGCAGGUCAAGGGGCUCUGGUGCGCAAGGGACAUGUACACGCAUAUAUGGGAGCAGUAUGGUGGGGGGAGGGGGUAG
Molecule: messenger RNA, 543 nt
Organism: Vanrija pseudolonga
Lineage: Eukaryota; Fungi; Basidiomycota; Tremellomycetes; Trichosporonales; Trichosporonaceae
Exons: 1
Coding region: 1-543 (180 amino acids)
Source: RefSeq, a predicted model, not a curated record